ACCCAUCUCUCAAAGUCAUGUGUGUCUAACGUCAACAUUUUUCGGUAUCUGUUUUGUGAUCAAUUUUACAACAAAUCGUGAUCCAUUGUACGCUAUACUUCAAUAAUUUAGGAAACCAAGAACCAGAAUUUCAAUAUUGAUUCUUUGCUCGACGACGUUUUUAUUACAAGAUUAUUCGCCGAAGAUAUUUCAAAACGAAAUCUACAUUACCCGGUAAAAAAAAUAAUGGUAAAUCAACCGAAUGAUAGCGUAGCCUGAACAUUCGAAAUUUUUAUCGCAAUGAAUCUUCCUAAGCUCUUACCCAAACUAUUGAUACACACGUUUAUAUUUUGCCUGAACACGAAUUACUCGAAUGCAAAUAAGUCAGGUAAGAAAACGUGGAAAGUGUUUCCAGAUGAAAACGCCAUAGAGUUCAAUCACUUGGCAGUGGAUGAAUAUGGAAGAUGGGUAUAUAUAGGCGCAGUAAACCGUAUCUAUCAAUUAUCAACAGAUCUCGAACUGCAAAUUAAUUACACCAUAUCGGAACUCAGCCGUUCAGAUUGUACUGCUCCCAACUGCAUACAAAAAUUGAAGCGAAAUACAACAACGUUCAAUGGGAACGAGGUGCUCGCAUUGGACUAUCAGAAUCAGCAACUGAUAUCAUGCGGUACUUUUUUCAAGGGUAUCUGUCAUGCUCACGAUAUCAAUAAUAUUUCGAAGAUCUGGCUAACUAGGUUUGAACCUAUUGUAGAAAGUCACUAUCGGCAUCCUACUGUAGCCUUCAUAGCUCCUAGUUUAUCAAAGAAUUCAACAACACCACUAUCAACACUGUAUGUUGGUUUUACUCCAGUCCAUAAUGAAACAUCAAUACAAACAGUAACUAUCAAAAAUUUAGAACGUGAAUAUUUUUCAUCAGUUCUUACACAAAAUACUGCCUUCCAUUUUACAAGAAACGUGUGUCCCACUGCACGCAAUUAUGAUGAAUUAAUUUAUGGUUUCAGUUCUGAAAACGUCGGCUAUUUUAUCGCCGGGAACACUGAUCCAAGGCAUCUAGUACCUGGGUAUAUAAUUAAAGCAGAUACUCAUAAAAACAAUUCGUGCAAUAGAGUUGCUAUAAUUUGCACUUCAGGUGGUACAGAUCUGACACGGACCGGAAGAACCUCGCUUGCCUAUUUCCAAAAGGGAAAUCCAGAUUCUGGUUCAAAAACAGGUUUACAUGAAACAGAAGAAAAACUCUUGUUCACAGUACAAACAGAGUACAUCAAUGAUGAGAAUGGGUGGGCAGAAACUUUUUCAGUAUGCAGGCAUCAAAUAAAUGAAUUAGAUUCUCUGAUUCAAAAGGAUGAACCACUGAGAGGAGACCUGAUAUUUUCGCAUCCACCUAGUGAAGUAUUUGUGUCAGCAAUGGCGGUUACCUCAAUUAACAAUCACACAAUCUUGUUUCUUGGUAAUAAUGAUGGUCGCCUACUGAAAAUAUCAAUAAAAGGAUUUGAUUCGACGGAUUUGUACCCUGCAAGUAAAUAUGCAGACAUAACAAUUGAUGCGGGAACGAAAGUACAUAGUGAUAUGCUGUUUGAUUCAACAAUGAACUUUUUAUACGUGAUGACCAGAAAGAAACUCACCAAAGUCAAAAUACAUAGUUGCGAUGAAUAUAACACAUCAGACGCAUGUUUAGUGAUAAAAGAUCCUUAUUGUGGAUGGUGUUUUCUUAGUAAUAGAUGUUGCUUGAAAUCAGAGUGUGAUUUCGAACAAAAUCACAUCAAUUGGGUCUCGUAUGAUAUCAAUAAAUACAUAGACGCGUCUUCAAGUCCAGCAGACAAAUUCUCAAGAACAGCGGAAUCAAAUGUAACUUUCAAAGUAAUAACUCGCCAUCUGUUCAUCAAUCAUACAAUAAUAUGUUUAUUCGAAUUUGGCAAUUUUUCCAUCAAUACAACAAGCAUAUGCAAUAAAAAUAGCAUCAACUGCGUGACACCACCUCCCAAUAAUUUACCGCCAACGCCCCUCAAUAGCCAUUCCAUAGGAGCAGAGCUAUCAGUCCAGACAAACCAUUUCCCAGUAUUUAAAAAAAUUCUUAUCCAAUUUUUUGAUUGUACAACGUACAAAUCGUGUUUAUCAUGUAUGAGUUCUCCUUAUCCAUGUAAGUGGUAUGUGAAUGAAUUUAGGUGCACAGAUAAUGCAAUUUGGAAACAAGAUGAUAUAGUAAUAGGAAUGAAUUCUAGCAGCACCAAUUUCUCACGGCGGAGUAGUAAAUCAUUAUAUGAUGGUAAUAAAUUCUCAAAAAACGCGUUGUUUUGCCCACAGUUCUUCACAAAACAUGAAUCAGACAUUUAUAUAUCUGCCCACACAGAAAAGACCGAACAAAUACAAGUAUAUUAUAAGAUGCCAUCGAAUUUACAGGAGGGAAAAUUGAUAUGCAAAUUUGUAUUUGACUCUAAAAAAGAGAGGACACAAUUAACGCUCUUUGGAGGUUACCGUUUUCCAGGAAAUGAUUUGAAAGAGGGUGAUAUCAAAUGUAAUGAUGAGAUAUUUACAUACACAGAAUCGAUACCUUUCAUAACAGUCGAAUUAUCUGUAUUAUGGAAUGCAUCAAUACCACUUGAUAACACGUACAACACACAUAUUGUGGUGUAUAAAUGCGCCCAUAUGGGCGAUCAAUGCACAGCAUGUCUGAAUAAGAACUACUCAUGUAUGUGGAAUUCGGAAACUGAAGAAUGUAAAUACUACAGCUUAAAUGAUACUUUCAACAUUACUGAUCCAUGGUUGCAUGAUAUACAGAAAUGUUCGAAUUCGACAAUAUUUCAAAAAAACUUGUCCAAAAACCAAUCGACUAAUUGGUUAACAGAAAACAUCUAUUUAAUAAUCGCCCUAAUAAUAACAGUAACUGUUGUUAUAGUCGCGGUGUUUGUCAUUCGUUCUAGAAAAUCUGCAGUAAGAUCGCGAAAAAUGCAACAACAAAUCAAUAAAAUGGGUAUGGAAAUGAUAGCAAUGUCGCAAUGCGUAAAACGCGUGGUGAUCGAAAACGAAAUCGAGCUGGACGAAAAUGAAUCAACUAUAUUGAAAAUACCAAACGUCACGGUCGUAUACGAAUCUUAUCCAAUAAUAGAUGCAGAAGAAGUGGCCCCAACACCGAGGACCGAAUAUGAAGGACCGAGGAGUGAAUACGAAUUACCAUUGGAUGAAAAGUGGGAAAUUCCUCGAGAAAACGUUGUUCUGGGGGAAUUUCUAGGAGAAGGAGAGUUUGGAAGAGUUGUCAAAGGAAAUGUUUCAGGCCUAUUACAGCCACACAUCGUCACAACAGCAGCAGUAAAAAUGUUGAAAACCACCCACAAAGACACAGACAUGGUUAGCUUAGUAACCGAAAUGGAACUGUUGAAACUAAUUGGCAGACAUGACAACGUACUUAGUCUACUCGGAUGUUGUACACAAAAUGGGCCGUUGCUCGUCAUCAUCGAAUACUCUCCUCAUGGAAAUUUACUCGAUUUCCUCAGAAACCACCAUCAACCUUCAACAGCCAGGGAGAAUGACUUGUCUGAAAAAGUUCAGCUCACAUUUGCUCUACAAAUAGCCACAGGCAUGGAAUACUUGGCUUCUAUGAGACUAAUUCACCGAGACCUCGCUGCUCGAAAUAUCCUGAUAUUUGACGAAUAUGUGCUGAAAAUAGCUGAUUUUGGAUUAGCCAAAGAUAUUCGAAAUUCUGACUACUAUAAACAAAAGUCUAAAGGCAGAUUUCCGGUAAAAUGGAUAGCACCUGAAACCAUAACGCACCGACGUCAUUCCACAAAAUCUGAUGUGUGGUCGUACGGUAUAUUACUUUGGGAGAUUGUGACUUUUGGCGAAGUUCCCUAUGCUGCCUACGACGACGCAGGAAAACUACUGAAAGACAUUCGAUCGGGAUACCGCUUGAAAAAACCUGAAGGUUGUUCGAUGGACACGUACUGCCUAAUGGUUAAAUGCUGGAACCAUUUGCCAGAAAAUCGACCAGACUUUACUAGAAUCAUUCACGAUUUAGAAGCCAUACUAAAAAAGAUGGAUCCAGUAAUUGAAGAAUCUUAUUCAGAUUGCUCAAGCAUUAGCUCAGUAUACAGUCACAAGGCAAAUGAAACCAAUCGUUUACUUUGAAAAUAUAAAAAACAGACGGCAUUUUUUUCCCCGCAAGCAUUUGAGCAUAUUUUAUGUGAACGAACCUAGGCUAAUUAAUUCAAUUAAACCAAAUGAAGAGUGAUAUUCCAAAACUCGCUUUGUCCAUUUUUGUCGAAGUUGGAUUUUCAGCGGUACCUGGUAGAUGAAGUAUUAACUCACAUUCCUACAUCAUCAACCUACCAAAAUGAGGUGUUAAAGUCACCUAAAUAGCCAAUUCAUUAAAAAUUUUAAAAAAAAUAAUGUUCCAAAACGCGCUUUGUCCAUUUUUAUUGAAAUUUUUUUCAGCAGUAUUUAGUGGAUGAAGUGUAUACCUACACUCCUACAUCAUAAAUCCACCCAAAUAAAGUGCUAAACUCGCCUAAAAAUCCAAUUUACCCGUUUAAAGGGAAACUGUUUUUCCUCUCUCCUGAAAAGUUGUGAAAAUGGACAAAGCGAGUUUUGGAAUAUCACUCUUCAAAUGUACAUAAUAUUUGUAACUUUAAUAAAAUGCUCCAUUUUAAUACGUGGCAUAUGUGUACCCCCAGAUACCCUAUACCUAUUGCAACUAAGCUGAAGAUAUUAAAUAUACUCAAUAAUUGUUCAUACAGCCAUGAUAAAUAUAGGU
This is a messenger RNA of Planococcus citri (citrus mealybug), 4723 nucleotides long. Its product is annotated as plexin-A4-like. Gene Ontology annotation, cellular component: signaling receptor complex; plasma membrane. Bases 280 to 4098 code for a protein of 1272 amino acids. NCBI's taxonomy places the organism in Eukaryota, Metazoa, Arthropoda, Insecta, Hemiptera, Pseudococcidae. The record is from RefSeq and is a predicted model, not a curated record. Gene Ontology annotation, biological process: cell surface receptor protein tyrosine kinase signaling pathway; positive regulation of kinase activity; protein phosphorylation. The transcript has 8 exons. Gene Ontology annotation, molecular function: transmembrane receptor protein tyrosine kinase activity; ATP binding; protein binding.